This is a messenger RNA of Xylaria bambusicola, 1041 nucleotides long. RefSeq lists its product as uncharacterized. The coding region runs from base 1 to 1041 and encodes 346 amino acids. The transcript is spliced from 4 exons. The record is from RefSeq and is a predicted model, not a curated record. Lineage: Eukaryota; Fungi; Ascomycota; Sordariomycetes; Xylariales; Xylariaceae.
AUGCCACGCCAAACCACUGCCCUGGCGGUUCUCGCCACUGCCUUGUGUGUUGUGGCCGAGGAAUAUACGUUCUGCACCGAAGACACCUGUGGUGAUUGUCCGGUAUCUAUCACGACGAUCGGGACAGGUUAUCCAGACUGUGCGAUAUACAAUUCUAUGGACGUUUUCGGUAACCAAGGUUUCGAGCAGACGAACAAAAAUAUCUCGGCUUUCAUUGAUAUACCGCAGCAGGAUGAAUCGGCUCCUUGCUAUAUCAUCUUUAAAUCGCCGGCUGACCUCGAACAGCCGGGCUGUGGCUUAACUCAAAAGUACUUCCAAGAUGCCACAUGCGGUGACAUCGUGCUGGACAAUACCUUUAUGGUACAGUUCUGCUGCGGCCGUGGCGACUGUGCUGCCGCAGGAAUCCCAAACCAGGGCCCUGGUUCCGAAUCCAGCUUGUCGAUGUCGAGAUCUGCCAAGUUCGGCCGCGGCAUAAACGCAGGUGAUCUGGAACUCUCUGCUUCAGGUGGUGGUCUGAAGAGUAUGCGGAUCGCUGUAAACGGCACUGAAAUCAAGCCUGCUUACGUUGGUCCUCCCCGAGUGGCUUCCAACUUCACGACAGAUGCCCAACCCAUUUCUAAGCGUGGUGGAGUCUGUGACGGCGACUGGAGUCCUGAACCUGGUAAAGAAGACUAUACCCGCCCAGCCGACGGACCGCAAAUCCUGUCAUCGGUUGUGGAAUCGUCAGAAUUCACGGUUGAAGUGACCCGAACACAAGAAUGGACCACAACCAUCGACGCGUCACUGGGGUUUGAGGAUAUCUUGUCUCUAGGCGUGGGCUUUUCCGAGUCUUUCUCCGAGUCCCUGUCUAACAGCGAGAGUUACACGUUCACCUUCCCCGAGGGAGAAAGCGGAUAUGUAGGAUGGACAUCCUAUCUUCGCUGUAGUCAGGGCACUGGUACGUGCAAUGAUGAGGAGGUGUCGGGCGAGGUUUGCACACCUUAUCUUGAUAGAAACUCUGGCAAGCUUGCUGGUAGAUAUAUCGUUGUUCAAGAGGGAUAA